Molecule: messenger RNA, 1007 nt
Organism: Lineus longissimus
Lineage: Eukaryota; Metazoa; Nemertea; Pilidiophora; Heteronemertea; Lineidae
Exons: 3
Coding region: 43-840 (265 amino acids)
Source: RefSeq, a predicted model, not a curated record
UUGAUAAUCAGAAACGUCAAAUCCUCCGAUUAUGGGAACUACAUGUGUUCUGUGAAAACGAGUAGAUUUCAAGUGAAGGUCUUCAAGUUUAGGCUUAUCAAAGCAGGUGUUGUUGAUGUUAGCGGUCUGGUUGGAGUCGGAGUCAGAGCUGCAGUCAUUGUAGCUAUAGCCAGCGUCGGUGUGGCAAUUGUUCUAUGGAAACGUGCACUGGUACGUCGGAGAAAGAGGCAGAGUAGACAACCCGCAAAUGACACUGCAGAUUACGAUGAUACGAGGGUUGUAUUCACAACCCCCGGAAAUAUUUCUGUAAAUGACGAUAUGGGGAGUGAUGAGUACGAAAGUUAUGCUUCUCAGCCCGAAAGCGCGGCCGGCCAAAACCCCGCAGAGCCCAGGAUUACGGGGCACCACGUUCAAGAACACGGAGUCCUUGGGGAUGCGCCUGCGUCCUCAGAUAAGGACGAGGCUGCUUACGACUAUCUGCAAAAUUACACCGUGAAGCUACAUGAAUGUGUUUUAGGUCAGAAAACGAUUCCUGCUCCCAAGGUGAAUCGGGCAGAUCCGGAGUAUACUGUCCCUUACGAACACAUGCAAAGGAGGCCAGAGUCAAAAUACACAUACAACGACUCACCAAUCCUCUCACAGGGACAGCCAGACCGAAGCAAGGCCAAGUGUGAUUCGAGACAAGUCGAUGGAGCCGAAUAUUUGACUCCAACUCGCUCGAGUGACAAUGCGUCUCACGUUAAGGAGUCACCAUAUGCACAUCUAGAGCCAAUGGAAACGAUACAGUAUUUAGAUUUCACACAGCUGAGUCCGGAACAAUUGAUCGAGGUCGAUUUAUAAUUUCAAAGGAGGAACAUGGCCGUGUUCGUUCGUGGUUGUGAUGGUUGUGGUAUUGAAACGACCAGGGUUUUUGUUCAUCAAGAUCAUCUUCGUUUUCUAAUGACAACACUACCCCUGACUUCCCCAGGUUUUUAUGUAUGAUCCAGUAGUUUUGUGUGUGAAGAUCA